AACCUUCAUCACCCUGGUGUUGUACAUUUGGAGUAUAUGUUUGAGACGCCUGAAAGAGUGUUUGUUGUUAUGGAAAAACUCCAUGGAGACAUGGUGGAGGUGAUCUUGUCAAGUGAAAAGGGCAGGUUGCCAGAGCAUAUAACGAAGUUUUUAAUUACUCAGAUACUUGUGGCUUUGCGGCACCUUCAUUUUAAAAAUAUUGUUCGCUGUGACCUCAAACCAGAAAAUGUGUUGCUAGCAUCAGCUGAUCCUUUUCCUCAGGUGAAACUUUGUGAUUUUGGUUUUGCCCCGAUCAUUGGAGAGAAGUCUUUCCGGAGGUUAGUGGUGGGUACCCCAGCUUACCUGGCACCUGUCUUAAGGAACAAGGGCUACAAUCGGUCUCUAGAUGUGUGGUCUGUUGGGGUCAUCAUCUAUGUAAGCCUAAGUGGCACAUUCCCAUUUAAUGAAGUUGAAGAC
Sapajus apella (tufted capuchin) is the source of this 456-nucleotide messenger RNA. RefSeq names its product serine/threonine-protein kinase D1-like. The annotation marks the transcript as partial. The transcript is spliced from 3 exons. The record is from RefSeq and is a predicted model, not a curated record. NCBI's taxonomy places the organism in Eukaryota, Metazoa, Chordata, Mammalia, Primates, Cebidae. Gene Ontology annotation, molecular function: protein serine/threonine kinase activity; ATP binding. Gene Ontology annotation, biological process: protein phosphorylation.